Molecule: messenger RNA, 588 nt
Organism: Parnassius mnemosyne (clouded apollo)
Lineage: Eukaryota; Metazoa; Arthropoda; Insecta; Lepidoptera; Papilionidae
Source: the annotation of a GenBank genome assembly
AUGUUUUGUUUAAUAGCGUCAAUAGUUGCAUUAGCAUACAUAUUCUGGGAUGUCAACUAUUUUUUAAGAGUUGCCUUUACAAUUCUAAUGGGCAGGUUGUGUCAAAAGAAGUGCGGAAUCAAUGAUACAACAACAAUUUAUGGAUUUUGCACAACGCAAGAUGUGGAUAUAUUUUUGAAGCAUAUGAAUAAUGCUCGUUACGUUCGAGAGCUCGACUUUGCCAGGUUCCACUUUUAUGACAGAACAGGAAUCUAUGCUAAUAUAAAAGAAGCAAAAGGACAUGUACUGCAAGGCGCUUCAAGUAUUCGCUAUAGAAGAACCAUUCCAAUAUUUUCAGCAUAUAAAAUAGAAACAAAGCUGGUGUACUGGGACGACAAAACGCUUUUUAUUGAACAAAAGUUUAUUACAACAAGUGAUGGAUUUGUGCGAGCUAUUGUAUUGUCUCGACAAAACCUCUUAGAUGUCGAUUCAGAAAGACUCUUUAGAGAUAUUCCUGGAGCGGACGCCAAACCAGAAUGUCCCGAAGAAAUCCAACACUGGCUUCAAGCUAUAGAAAUUUCAAGCGCACGAUUGAGGAAGAAGGAUUAA